Metarhizium brunneum ARSEF 3297 is the source of this 309-nucleotide messenger RNA. It is a transcript of the gene naa38, whose product is annotated as N-alpha-acetyltransferase 38, NatC auxiliary subunit. NCBI's taxonomy places the organism in Eukaryota, Fungi, Ascomycota, Sordariomycetes, Hypocreales, Clavicipitaceae. The record is from RefSeq and is a predicted model, not a curated record. Gene Ontology annotation, cellular component: NatC complex.
AUGGAUAAGUCCCAAGCGCAGGAAUACCUCUCCUCGCUCCUCAACCAAAACCUCCGCGUGCACACCACAGACGGCCGCCUCUUCUGGGGCGCCUUCAAAUGCACCGACCCGGACAAAAACAUCGUGCUAGCAAACACGUACGAGUACCGCCAGCCCAGCCGCCCCCGGCUGGUGGAAGGUCCGGACGGCACCACCACGGAGGACAGGACGUCGCGCUAUCUGGGACUCGUCGUCGUCCCGGGGCACCACAUAGUCAGGAUGGAGCUGGAGGAGUUUGCGAGCCAGGUCAGCGGGCGCCAGGUUAUUUGA